Messenger RNA from Camellia sinensis, 861 nucleotides. NCBI's taxonomy places the organism in Eukaryota, Viridiplantae, Streptophyta, Magnoliopsida, Ericales, Theaceae. The record is from RefSeq and is a predicted model, not a curated record.
AUGCAACAUAGGCAUUGUGUUGAGGCGGUUGAUUGUACAUUGAGGGAUAUUUGUGAUAGUGAAAAGCCAUUUAGGGGUAUUACUGUUGUUCUUGGAGGAGACUUUCGACAAAUCUUCCUAGUUAUACCCAAAGGAGUUCGUGAGCAAAUUGUGAAUGUAUCAUUAAGACACUCUGUUCUAUGGAAGCAUAUAUGUAUCUUGACUUUGGAUUUGAAUAUGCGCUUGAAUCAUGAAGGCCAUGAAAAUGCUAAUUUUGCAAAUUUCUUGAUGGAGAUUGGGACCAAUCCUCAAGAAAUCGUUAACCUUCCGUCAACAAUACACAAAUGUCAAGAUUUGAAUGAAUUACUCUCUACAGUUUAUCCACAAUUGAAUAUGACAGAGACGUCAACCCCAACCCCAACAUUUUUAACUGAAUGCACAAUUCUGUCUGCGUGUAACGAUGAUGUCAGUGACAUUAAUACUACUGCGUUGAAUAUCUUUCCAGGAAGAUUAUAUACUUAUCUUGUAGAAGAUAAAAUGUCUGAAGAUAAUGAAAUUGAUCCUACCAUUACAAAUCGAUAUCCUAAUGAGGUUAAUUUGCGUAUACCAGUGUUUAGCCAUGGGCAAUUAUAUGUGGCAUUGUCUAGAUGUACAUCUUUUGAUUGUAUAAGUAUUCUCCUCCCUAAAGAUAAUUUGGAUUCUACUACAAAUAUUAUUUAUCCUGAAGAUUGGACUGAAAAAUCUAUGGAGCUUAAAAGGAGAAAUACGACUACCUUGCUUCGAUGCGGAUGUAAUAAGGUUGGUGUGAAGGGGGUGAAGAAGGCAUGGAGAGCAACUCAUAUCUGUGGUGUGUUUGGAGAGAAAGAAAUCCCGAACCUUUAA